AUGGCGGAUCUUCCGAAGGAGCGGCUAGACGGUUCUCAUGCCUUUGAGAUCACAGGCGUCGACUUUUGUGGCCCUUUUUUCUACAAGCCAGAGGCACGCAACAAGGCUCCAAUCAAAUGCUACGUCUGCGUCUUCAUUUGCUUUGCGACUAAGGCUGUUAAUUUGGAGCUGAUCAAGGAUUUGUCUACAGUCUCCUUUCUGCACGGCCUAAAGCGGAAUGAGCUUUUGGAUCUAAAGCGCCUAUUUCUCAGCGACGACCAUCAGAAGGCGGUCCUGGAAUAUUGUUUGUUUGAGGCUAUUGACUGGCACUUCAUACCGCCACGCUCCCCGCACUUUGGAGGCCUGUGGGAAGCUGCAGUGAAGACGGCCAAGUAUCACUUCUAUCGUGCUAUAGGCACCUCGGUGCUUGAAUUUGAAGAGCUGCAGAAUCCUGCCGAUCUGGACGUUUUAACUCCAGCCCAUUUCUUGAAUGGCGGACCUCCUGCUUCGUUCGCUGAGCCUGACGUAACUCAGCUAAAAUUCGAUCGCCUCAACGGAUGGCAGCGCGUUUCAUAUUUGCAGCAGAUCUUCUGGUCCCGAUGGAAGGAAGAAUACAUCACUUCACUGCAACAGCGCUCAAAGUGGCGCACGCCGAAGCCUAGUUAA
Molecule: messenger RNA, 645 nt
Organism: Drosophila obscura
Lineage: Eukaryota; Metazoa; Arthropoda; Insecta; Diptera; Drosophilidae
Exons: 3
Coding region: 1-645 (214 amino acids)
Molecular function (GO): nucleic acid binding
Source: RefSeq, a predicted model, not a curated record